AUGUCGUCCGCGGGGGACGUGUCGGAGAAGCGACACAAGAAAGACAAACAUAAGAGCAAAGAUGGCAGAGACAAGGAAGAGAGGAGGCGCGAUAAACAUGCGAGAAAGGAGGCGAAAGCCGCUGCUGCUGCUACCGCAUCAUCAUCGCAAGGGUCAGAGUCGAGAAACGGAGGGGCAGUGCUUGGGGAGGCCGAGUCCGCGUUCAGAUACGUCUAUCCUGUGAUGCAGGUCUCUGCCCCGCCCGUUCUCGCUCACAAUCCCAAACGGGCAGUCCAAGAGCUCUUGGACACGCUUCUCAUGCGAUAUGUGCCCCAGCUCGAUGGAGUGCUCCUGGCCCACCGGCAGAUUACAUUGACAAGGUCUCACGCAUGCAUCGACUCGAACAGUGCCUAUGCCUCGUUUCCCGUCGGCCUCACGGCCCUCGUCUGGGCACCCCGGAUAGGGAUGCGGCUCGAGGGCCAGCUUAAGCUGUCCACGCCAUCGCACAUCUCCCUCUUGGUUCAUGGCAUCUUCAAUGCCUCCAUCACGGCUGCCCACCUUCCCUCGACAAAGAGCCCGACAAUGACGGUAGAGGACGAGCAGUAUGAAUGGCACAAUUUUGAAGACGGCGAGGAGUACGCUGAGCCAAAUGAGGACGGAGAGACGGGCGCCGAGGAAGCCAACGGAGACGAGGAGAUGAUGACCGGAGAGAAGAGCACCGGGUACUGGCGCAACAGAGAGACAGGCGCGCGGCUGGGCGAGGACACAGAUGGCAGAGUCUCGUUCACCGUCGUUGGCCUCACGAUUGCCAACAAUCUUCUGUCCCUCUACGGCUCGCUGCUCAAGGCUCCCUUUAGCGUACCGGCUCCUUCGACUGCAUCGACGUCGACUGAGCCAGCACGGCGGGUGCGCUUCCGGUUCCAGGAAGAUGACGAUGAUGACGAUGACGAUGACGACGACGAGGAAGAAGGAGGUGCCGAUGCGGGCAGGGCGCCGCCCAAUGGAAGAGCAGUCGGGGCACCGGAGCUUGUAGAGAGCCACCGAAAGCGGAAAAAGGAGCGACGGAGCGAAGGACCCCGGCGCAAGGAUGAAGCCAGCGCUUCGGAGGGCGAAAGCGAAGGAGAGUCGUCUAGCCACAGCAAGCGAGAGAAGAAGCGGAGAAAGAAGGCCGAAGGCCAUUCUUGA
Acaromyces ingoldii is the source of this 1164-nucleotide messenger RNA. RefSeq lists its product as hypothetical. The record is from RefSeq and is a predicted model, not a curated record. NCBI's taxonomy places the organism in Eukaryota, Fungi, Basidiomycota, Exobasidiomycetes, Exobasidiales, Cryptobasidiaceae. The transcript has 3 exons. Gene Ontology annotation, biological process: DNA-templated transcription initiation. The coding region runs from base 1 to 1164 and encodes 387 amino acids. Gene Ontology annotation, cellular component: RNA polymerase I complex.